GCCAUUUGGGCCAAUACAAACCCAACUUGUUGCUACGUCGUUCUAAGCCCAUUUUUUUGCUACUCACCGUCGUCGUCGUUUCAUUCUUCCGGCCACCAGUCAAACAAGAAAACAAGUUCAAGGCUUUACAGAAAACUAAACCUUUCUUUCUCACUAUCAAAUUCUUCAACCAAUAACCCCUACCAUUUUCUUCUAUCAUAUCACAAAAGUAUUCUAUGCAGAUGCGCUUGAGUUAGGGUUUUGGUUUUCUUUGGUUCAAUGGCGACGAAUUCUUCGUCUCUUCGCUUUGGACCCGUUACUGGUGGUUAUGGAAAUCUCGAUGCUCUCAAUCGCGUCCUGUCUGAUCUUUGCAUUAAGGGAAACCCUAAGGAGGGUGCUUCAUCUGCUCUGAGGAGGCAUAUUGAAGAAGCAGCUCAUGAUCUCAGUGGAGAAGCAUUUUCGCGUUUCAUGGAUCAGCUCUAUGAUAGAAUAUCGAGUCUCUUAGAAAGUGCCGAUGUUGCUGAAAAUUUGGGAGCUUUAAGAGCCAUUAAUGAGCUUAUUGAUUUGCCUCUUGGUGUGAGUGCAUCAAGAGUUUCAAGAUUCUCUAAUUAUAUUCGUACUGUUUUUGAGCUGAAGCGUGAACGUGAAAUAUUAGUCCUUGCGAGUAGAGUGCUUGGUCACCUAGCCCGUGCAGGAGGGGCAAUGACGGCUGAUGAAGUGGAACACCAGAUAAGAAGUGCAUUGGAUUGGUUACGUGGAGAACGAGUUGAGUAUCGUCGGCUUGCAGCGGUCUUAAUUUUGAAAGAAAUGGCUGAAAAUGCUUCAACUGUUUUCAAUGUUCAUGUGCCAGAAUUUGUGGAUGCCAUUUGGGUGGCCCUAAGGGAUCCUUCAUUGGAUAUUCGGGAGCGUGCAGUGGAAGCAUUACGUGCUUGUCUUCGUGUUAUUGAGAAACGUGAGACACGUUGGCGUGUUCAAUGGUACUAUCGCAUGUUUGAGGAAACUCAAGAGGGCCUAAGAAGAAAUGCUCCUGUUCAUAGCAUACACGGUUCCUUGCUUGCCGUUGGGGAGCUCUUGAGAAAUUCUGGCGAGUUUAUGAUGUCAAGAUAUAGGGAAGUUGCGGAAAUCGUUCUCAGAUAUCUGGAGCAUCGUGAUCGACUAGUUCGUCUUAGCAUAACUUCUUUGCUUCCUCGCAUCGCCCAUUUCCUUCGUGAUCGAUUUGUGACUAAUUAUUUGACGAUAUGCAUGGAACAUAUUCUUGCUGUUCUCAGGAUACCUGCUGAGCGGGCAAGUGGUUUUAUUGCUCUUGGGGAGAUGGCUGGUGCCUUGGACGGGCAACUUAAAAACUAUUUGCCGACAAUAAUACCUCACUUACGUGAUGCUAUUGCUCCUCGUAGAGGAAGGCCUUCUCUGGAGGCUUUGGUCUGUGUUGGCUGCAUUGCAAAAGCAAUUGGUUUAGAAUUGGAGUCUGAUAUUCGUGGCCUCUUAGAUGCAAUGUUUUCUGCUGGUCUUUCAUCUCAGCUUGUAGAAGCGCUAGAGCAAAUUGGCCUCAGCAUUCCUUCAUUGCUUCCAACAAUCCAAGGUCGAUUGCUUGAAUGCAUUUCUGUAGCUCUUUCAAGAACUCAUCAUUCUCAGGUGAGGCCAGCUGUGACAGGUCGAGCAAAUGUGGUCAAUAUGCCUCCUAUGGUUUCAGAUGUCUCUAGCCCUGCUGUUGUGCAACUUGCUUUGCAGACUCUUGCACAUUUUAAUUUCAAGGGCCAUGAUCUUCUUGAGUUGGCAAGAGAAUUGGUUAUAUCUUACUUGGAAGAUGAGGAUGCAGUGACAAGGAAAGGUGCUGCAUUAUGCUGUUGCAGAUUAGUUGCAAAUUCUAUCUUUGGCACAUCUUCUCAGUUCAGUUCCACUAGAACUAACCGAACUGUAGGAAGGAGAAGACGUCUCAUUGAGGAGAUUGUGGAAAAGCUGUUAAUGGCUGCUGUGGCUGAUGCUGAUGUUAGUGUAAGGCUUUCAAUAUUCCAGUCCGUGCAUGAAGAGGGAGGUUUUGAUGAUUUUUUGGCGCAAGCUGAUAGUUUAAGUGCUAUCUUUGCGGCUUUAAAUGAUGAGGAUUUUCAAGUUCGUGAAUAUGCAAUCUCUGUCGCUGGUCGUUUGUCUGAAAAGAAUCCUGCAUAUGUUCUCCCAGCUCUGCGUCGUUAUCUCAUACAGCUGCUCACUUAUCUAGAGCAAAGUGUGGAUAGCAAAUGCAGAGAAGAAAGUGCAAAAUCAUUGGGUUGCUUAAUACGUAACUGUGAACGUUUAAUACUCCCAUAUAUUGCUCCCAUACAUAAGGCCUUAGUUGCAAAACUUCGUGAGGGAUCAACGUUAAGUGCUAAUACUGGCAUUAUCACAGGUGUAUUGAUUACUGUUGGAGAUCUGGCUAGAGUGGGUGGCUUUGCCAUGAGACAAUAUAUACCUGAACUUAUGCCAUUGAUAGUAGAUGCUUUGCUGGAUGGAGCAGCUGUCACAAAACGAGAAGUGGCUGUUGCAACCCUUGGACAAGUAGUACAGAGCACUGGGUAUGUCAUUGCUCCUUAUAAUGAUUACCCUCAGUUGCUUGGAUUACUCCUAAAAUUGCUUAAUGGUGACUUGGCAUGGUCAACUAGACGGGAAGUUCUGAAGGUUCUUGGUAUCAUGGGUGCAUUGGACCCCUAUGUUCAUAAGCGAAAUCAACCAAACCUUCCUGGAUCUCAUGGGGAAGUUACGCAUACGAACACUGAAACAGGUCAGCACAUUCGGUCCAUGGAUGAUCUCCCUAUGGACCUUUGGCCAUCUUUUACGACAUCAUCAGAAGACUAUUACUCAACGGUUGCUAUUAAUUCCCUCAUGCGGGUUCUUAGGGAUCCUUCACUUUCUAGCUACCACCAAAAAGUAGUGGGAUCUCUCAUGUUCAUAUUUAAGUCUAUGGGACUUGGUUGUGUGCCAUACCUGCCGAAGGUGUUGCCGGAUCUCUUCCAAAUUGUUCGUGCAUGUGAUGAUAAUUUGAAGGAUUUUAUCACUUGGAAAUUUGGAACAUUGGUGUCUAUUGUUCGUCAGCAUAUCCGUAAGUAUCUUUCGGAUCUGCUUGCUCUUAUUUCUGAGCUUUGGUGUUCCUUUACUUUGCCAGCUGCCAACCGUUCCGUGCGUGGUUUACCUGUUUUACAUUUGGUAGAACAACUAUGUGUGGCAUUAAACGAUGAAUUUAGGACAUAUCUUCCUGCUAUUCUUCCUUGCUGCAUACAAGUUCUGAGUGAUGCAGAGAAAUGUAAUGAUUAUACUUACGUUCCAGAUAUUCUCCACACUCUUGAAGUAUUUGGAGGAACACUGGAUGAACAUAUGCAUCUACUUCUUCCAGCACUUAUCCGUCUGUUCAAAGUUGAUGCCUCGGUGGAUAUAAGACGUGCAUCCAUCAAGACUCUUACUAGAUUGAUUCCUCGAGUUCAGGUUACUGGUCAUAUAUCAUCUCUUGUUCACCACUUGAAGCUUAUCUUGGAUGGGAAGAAUGAUGAACUCCGAAAGGAUGCUGUUGAUGCACUUUGUUGUCUCGUCCAUGCUCUUGGCGAGGACUUUGCUAUUUUCAUCCCUUCUAUUCACAAGCUUUUGGUGAAACAUAGGCUCCGGCACAAAGAAUUUGAAGAAAUAGAAGGACGAUUCCGGCGGCGAGAACCUUUAAUUUCCGGAAGUACAGCUGCUCAAAGAUUAAGUAGAUGCCUUCCUGUAGAAGUUAUUACGGAUCCUGUGAAUGAUGUAGAAUACGACCCCUACAGCGAUGGAAGCGACAUGCUCCGAGAUGUCAGAAGCCAUCAGGUUAAUGAUGGUCGCUUACGUACUGCUGGGGAGGCUUCUCAACGCAGUACCAAAGAAGAUUGGGCAGAAUGGAUGAGGCAUUUCAGUAUUGAACUGCUUAGAGAAUCUCCUUCGCCAGCUUUGCGAACUUGUGCUAGGCUUGCACAAUUACAACCUUUUGUAGGGAGAGAACUAUUUGCUGCUGGUUUUGUCAGUUGUUGGGCUCAACUCAAUGAGACAAGUCAAAGACAAUUAGUUCGACAACUGGAGACAGCAUUUUCUUCGCCUAACAUUCCCCCUGAGAUAUUGGCGACUCUUCUGAAUUUGGCAGAGUUCAUGGAACAUGAUGAAAAACCUCUUCCUAUUGAUAUACGUCUUCUUGGAGCUCUUGCAGAGAAGUGUAGAGCAUUUGCAAAGGCACUGCAUUACAAGGAAAUGGAAUUUGAAGGUCCACGAUCUAGAAACAUGGAUGCAAACCCAGCUGCUGUUGUUGAAGCACUUAUACAUAUCAACAACCAAUUGCAUCAGCAUGAGGCUGCUGUAGGAAUUUUGACCUAUGCACAACAGAAUUUGGAUGUUCAAUUGAAGGAGUCAUGGUAUGAAAAGUUACAACGAUGGGAUGAUGCUCUGAAGGCAUACACUUCAAAAGCAGCUCAAGCAACAAAUGCUCAAGCUUUGCAGGAAGCAACAUUAGGGCGAAUGAGAUGUCUUGCAGCACUAGCCCGUUGGGAGGAGCUCAACAAUCUGUGCAAGGAGUAUUGGACUCCAGCUGAGCAAGCAGCCAGAUUGGAGAUGGCGCCAAUGGCUGCUAGUGCUGCUUGGAACAUGGGUGAGUGGGAUCAAAUGGCAGAGUACGUUAAAAGCCUUGAUGAUGGAGAUGAAACUAAAUCUCGUGUUUUGGGAAAUACAUCUGCCACCGGUGAUGGAAGCAGUAAUGGUACAUUCUACCGGGCUGUUUUGUUAGUUCGACAAGGGAAGUAUGACGAAGCCCGAGAAUAUAUUGAGAAGGCAAGAAAUUGUUUGGCCACAGAGCUGGCUGCUCUGGUUUUGGAGAGUUAUGAACGUGCAUACAGCAAUAUGGUUCGUGUUCAACAAUUGUCAGAAUUGGAGGAGGUUGUUGAUUAUAUUACCCUAUUUGGUAAUCCAGGCGCGGAAGGGCGUCGCACACUGAUUAGAAAUAUGUGGACUCAGCGCAUACAUGGAGUGAAGCGUAAUAUCGAGGUUUGGCAAGCUCUAUUGGUUGUGAGAGCACUUGUCCUGCCUCCACAAGAAGAUAUCGAAACUUGGUUGAAAUUUUCAACUCUCUGCAGGAAAAGUGGGCGGAUUAGUCAAGCCAAAUCUACAUUGAUUAAACUUUUACAGUAUGAUCCUGAAACAUCUCCAAGAAAUCUACAUUAUCGUGGACCGCCUCAGGUGAUGCUUGCAUACCUGAAGUAUUUAUGGUCACUUGGGGAAGAUCACAAGCGAAGGGAUGCAUUUGCAAGGUUGAAGGAUUUAGCAAUCGAUCUUUCUAAUGCGUCAAAUAUUUCAACCACCUCUCAAAUGAUGUUGACAAAUGCCUCAACCCCGGGCACUCAUCUUAUUGCUCGAGUAUAUCUCAAACUUGGCACUUGGCAACGUGAACUCACUCCUAUACUUGAUGAUGAAUCUAUCCAAGCCAUAAUAGGUGCAUUAGGAAAUGCCACGCAAUGUGCACCUAAAUGGGGGAAAGCUUGGCACUCUUGGGCUCUGUUCAAUACUGCUGUGAUGUCACAUUAUACUCUUAGAGGUUAUGCAAGUACUGCAGGACAGUUUGUAGUUGCAGCUGUCACCGGAUAUUUCCACUCUAUAGCAUGUGCUGCGAAUUCUAAAGGUGUUGAUGACAGUUUGCAGGACAUACUUCGUCUUCUCACAUUGUGGUUCAACCACGGGUCAACAGCUGAAGUUCAAAUGGCUCUCCAAAAGGGAUUUCAGCUUGUCAGUAUAGACACUUGGCUGGUUGUUUUACCUCAAAUUAUUGCCCGGAUACACUCUAACAAUCAUGCUGUUAGAGAACUUAUACAGUCACUUCUAGUUCGGAUUGGACAAAGCCAUCCUCAGGCUCUUAUGUAUCCUCUCCUUGUGGCAUGCAAAUCAAUAAGUGAUCUGCGCAGAGCUGCAGCUCAAAGAGUUGUUGACAGAGUAAGGCAGCACAGCAGUGCACUUGUUGAUGAGGCUCAACUUGUAUCAAAGGAGUUAAUUAGGGUGGCAAUAUUAUGGCAUGAACUGUGGCAUGAAGGAUUAGAAGAAGCUAGUCGUCUUUACUUUGGUGAGCAUAAUAUUGAGGGUAUGCUAAAGGUCCUUGAGCCGUUGCAUGACAUGCUAGAGGAAGGUGCGAUGAAGAGUAACACCACCAUUAAUGAGAUGACUUUCAUUCAGACAUACCGUCAGGACUUGCUUCAAGCCUACGAAUGCUGCAUGAGAUAUAAGACCACGGGGAAAGAUGCAGAACUUACUCAGGCUUGGGACCUUUACUAUCAUGUCUUCAGAAGGAUAGAUAGGCAGCUUCAAUCACUUACCACCCUUGACUUGCAGUCUGUUUCACCUGAGUUGCUGAGUUGCCGCAACUUGGAACUUGCAGUGCCUGGAACCUAUCGUGCUGAUGCACCGGUGGUGACAAUUUUGACAUUUGCACCUCAACUCACUGUGAUGACUUCUAAGCAACGGCCUCGUAAGUUGACAAUUCAUGGAAGUGAUGGAGAGGACUAUGCUUUCUUGCUGAAGGGACAUGAAGACCUGCGGCAAGAUGAACGUGUCAUGCAGCUUUUUGGUUUGGUAAAUACUCUUCUAGAAAAUUCUCGAAAAACCUCAGAAAAAGAUCUCGCUAUCAAACGAUAUUCGGUCAUUCCCUUAUCCCCUAACAGUGGACUAAUUGGAUGGGUGCCUAAUUGUGAUACUUUGCAUCACCUUAUACGAGAGUACAGGGAUGCAAGAAGGAUCACCUUGAAUCAAGAACACAGGUUGAUGCUCAGUUUUGCUCAAGACUAUGACCAUCUGCCACUCAUAUCUAAAGUAGAAGUUUUUGAUUAUGCUCUCCAAAACACUGAAGGAAAUGAUUUAGCAAAGGUCCUUUGGUUAAAAAGUCGCACUUCAGAAGUUUGGCUGUAUAGACGAACUAAUUAUACAAGAAGUUUGGCAGUGAUGAGCAUGGUUGGUUACCUUUUAGGGCUGGGUGAUCGACACCCAAGUAACCUUAUGCUACAUCGUUACAGUGGGAAAAUACUGCAUAUUGAUUUUGGGGACUGCUUUGAAGCAUCUAUGAAUCGAGAGAAAUUUCCUGAAAAGGUGCCUUUUCGCUUGACCAGAAUGCUUGUAAAAGCUAUGGAAGUCAGUGGGAUAGAGGGGACCUUUCGCACAACAUGUGAAAAUGUGAUGCAAGUUCUUAGAACAAAUAAGGAUAGUGUCAUGGCUAUGAUGGAGGCAUUUGUCCAUGAUCCUCUUAUUAACUGGCGUCUUUUCAACUUCAAUGAAGUCCCACAAAUGUCUACUCUUGGCAGCACUCAUAUUGCUGCUGGCGUCGGUAGUGAAGAAUCUUCUACAAGUAACAAUAACAAUCUCUCUCAUCCUCAGCGCGGUGCUCGAGAGAGAGAACUAUUGCAGGCUGUUAAUCAACUUGGUGAUGCUAAUGAGGUUCUAAAUGAGCGUGCUGUGAUGGUAAUGGCUCGAAUGAGUAACAAGCUAACUGGGCGAGACUUUUCUGCAGCUUCUUCAUCUACUGGCGCUACUCAACAUGGUGCAGAUAACAGUAACUUGGCAUCAGGAGAUGCUCGUGAAGUUGAACAUGGCUUGUCUGUCAAACUACAGGUUCAGAAGCUGAUAGCUCAGGCUACUUCGUAUGAAAAUUUAUGCCAAAAUUAUGUCGGGUGGUGCCCGUUUUGGUGAUCUACGAUAAAUACAGCGUAAGUUGUCUAUGGUGUACAUGCGUCUGUUCGUCUCUUUUUUUCAUCUCCCAUUUCUGUAUCAUUGCAAUGUAGGUUGUGGUUGUAUAUAUGAACACAAUAUGUAUAUAGAAGUAUAUUUUUAUCAUAGGAGUAGAAUUGCUUGUACAGAAGAAAUGUCAUAAUGCAAUGAGCUAGGGAACUACAGACUUCUGUGAAGAACAUCUGUGUUCCAAUUCAAAUAAUUAGUUGCCAAAUUUAUCUGUUUGAAAUAUUUGGCAACCUUUUAUUUUUAUUUACCAAAUUGUUACUGUACAAGUUCUAUUUUUUUCAUUUUUGUAUAAAAUGGACUUUAUAUUGGUA
Molecule: messenger RNA, 8030 nt
Organism: Amaranthus tricolor (Joseph's coat)
Lineage: Eukaryota; Viridiplantae; Streptophyta; Magnoliopsida; Caryophyllales; Amaranthaceae
Product: serine/threonine-protein kinase TOR
Exons: 57
Coding region: 259-7671 (2470 amino acids)
Biological process (GO): TOR signaling; negative regulation of macroautophagy
Cellular component (GO): nucleus; TORC2 complex; TORC1 complex
Molecular function (GO): protein-containing complex binding; protein binding; protein serine/threonine kinase activity
Source: RefSeq, a predicted model, not a curated record